Molecule: messenger RNA, 2725 nt
Organism: Mycotypha africana
Lineage: Eukaryota; Fungi; Mucoromycota; Mucoromycetes; Mucorales; Mycotyphaceae
Exons: 7
Coding region: 81-2540 (819 amino acids)
Molecular function (GO): zinc ion binding
Source: RefSeq, a predicted model, not a curated record
CUUUUUUUUCCCUUUUGAUCAUUUCUCGAUUACAAAACUCAUAGCUUAUUUUCUUUGUUCUUUCACAUUUCACACUUUGUAUGAGCACCCAUAUCUGUGUUAAGGUGAAGCAGCCAAAACUGGAUGAAAUUCGCUUAAUAUCUAUCCCAAAGUCUAAUCCGUACGAUUUACGGAGGAUAAAAAAUGCUACCAGGGAAGUGUUUGAUAUGGACGAGACAGAGGAUUUCAAUUUUCUUCUAUCGGAUAAUGAUGGAGAUGGUAUAACAAUUAAGACAACUGCAGAAUUAGUCGACUUUGCGAAUACCUAUGGAGAAACGUUUGCCCGUAAAUGGACGGUUCUCUCAGUUCCGAAUAAAGAGCAGGAAAAGGAUAACAAUAAGGACUCAUGUGAACCAUCAGAGACAAUUGAAACGACUGUUAAGCAAUUAGAAUCAAUUAUUGACGAGUUGCAAAGCUGCAUUGGAAAGACACCAAUAAUUACAACUGAUGGCACUGUGAGAAAAGCGCUAAAAGCUGUUGUAGAAGCGCAUCAUUCCUUAAGGCCAGCAUUGGAAGCGACUGCAAAACCGCACCCUGAUAUAAUCUGCGAUGGCUGUUAUUUGCCCAUACAUGGCCAAAGGUAUCGUUGUGAAACGUGCAAUGACUUUAAUUUAUGCAAUACUUGUAAAGACACCAUGAACCAUCAUCCGGCCCAUAGAUUCAAGCUCAUCAGAGGUGAUUACACAAACAUCAGUACACCUUCGAGAAUUAGUGAUGGAUAUUUUGACAUAGAGCGACCUUUAUGUACACCAGACUAUGAUAUAUUCCAGCAGCAGAAUAUCUAUAUUUGUGAUUUCUGUGAUUCAGAUAUUGUUGGCAUCAGACAUACCUGUGGCUCAUGUCCAGAUUUUGAUUUGUGUCAUUCAUGCUUUUCUAUUGCUAAGGAAAAUCAUCCUCCUCAGCACAAGUUUGUCACUCGCCUGGUAGGAGCUCAAUUAAGCGCUGCUACAGAAAAGCAACGAGUCAGACAAAAGAGUUCUAGCAGCAUAGACAUGGAUAGGAAAAACCACCUUUCUUUAACACCAUCUGAUACAAGCACUUCUAGCUCAACAAAUAUGAAGCAUCCUGGUGUUAUAUGCGAUUACUGCAAUGCAUAUAUCGAGGGUAUACGUUAUAAGUGUGGUCACUGUUUAGAUUAUGACCUCUGUGAAAUAUGUGAACAGCAAUCACUCUCUAUUCAUGAUAAAUCACAUGCUUUCAUCAAAAUACGAUAUCCGAUUCAAAGCCUUGGGCGCAGAACAAUAUUACCAACAUUCAAACCUGUUAAUGAGAGUAGUAAACGUCAGCCUUUACCUACCAUGAAAAUGAUGGAAGAAGCUUAUCCAAGACCAGCCGAUAAAACAGGCUCAAAAAAACUCAUUAAACAGCCAGAAGACCUGGUUAAGGUGCGAACAACACAGUCAUCCGAAGACUCAACUUCAUACAUACCCGUGCAGGAUAGAACUUUAACGUGUAUCGUUCUGAAUGCUAAGUUUUUAUCAGACUUAAAUAUACCUGAUGGGACACUUGUUUCGCCUAAAAAAACCUUUAUUAAGAUGUGGAAAGUGAAAAAUACAGGAAAUGCAGACUGGCCUAUGGGUUCUCAUUUACUGUUUAAUGGUGGUUCUAUUUUGCGUCCCUAUCCCAUAUCACGUCCGGAUUGCUUUGCUGUUCCAGUUGUAUCGCCAAAUGAUGAAAUAUGUGUUACAGCAGAACUUCAAGCACCAGAUGCACCGGGAGAGUAUAUAAGUUAUUUUUGCUUAUGCGCACCCGAUGGACAACGGUUUGGUGAUAACUUGAAGUGCAGCAUUAGAGUAGAUGAGAAUUUAGAGUCUGAUAAGAAUCCUCCAGAAUCUCUCUCAAACAUUUCGUCAAACGAUAAUAUUUCUAGAAGUAUAUCACCGGUUGCAUCAACAUAUUCUUCACUGUCAUCAGAAACUACGCCAACAACCAGCACGGUAUACCGAAAUAAAAUCACAGUAACCACAGAUGCAAGUACUCAAGUACAAGUUGUUGACGAUGGUAAUGUUAACGAUAGCCAUGAAAGCAAUAUUUUUGAUGAACUUUGUACCAACAGAAACGAUGACAGUGAUACUACUUCACCUGCAACAUCUGCUACUAUGAAUACAUAUACAGACAGCCAAAUCAGUAGUUUACCUCCGUCUGAAAUAGAGUUUACUGAUGAUGCGGAUAUAGACUAUUCGUCAGGUGGUGAAGAAAAUAAUGCUACCAAGUUAGAAGGAAAAAGCAAGAGUUUUUUUAAAGAUGAAGACGAAGACGAUUUCGUCUUCAUUGACCAAGAUGCAUCGAUUAAUAAUGAUUUUAAGCAAGAGCCUGCAGUAACCGAAACUGAUGAGUCUUGCAACUCAACGUCUCAACAAGAUUCUAUUUAUAAAAGUCAGCUAUUAUAUCUUCAUGAAAUGGGAUUCGGUAGCUCAAAUGAUUGGCGCGCAUUGGGUCUACUAAAGCAACAUAACGGUGACAUAGAUAGGGUUAUCUCCAGUCUACUUACAUAUCCAUAAUUAACGAAUUUACCAUGUACAAUAAUUUUAUUAUCUCUGUCAGUAAUAAAACGCGGCUCUCCGUAUAUAUAGUUGUUGUUCAUUGACUUUCACAAAUCAGUUUAUGUAAAAGGAUGUAACAAAUGGAAAGGCUUCAAAUGGUGGAUUAUCAUUAUUCGGGUAAACUAUGUCCAGCUACUCUGACA